Cuscuta epithymum is the source of this 1230-nucleotide messenger RNA. The record is from the annotation of a GenBank genome assembly. Lineage: Eukaryota; Viridiplantae; Streptophyta; Magnoliopsida; Solanales; Convolvulaceae.
CGUACAUAUACAAUAGACACACACUUUGAAGCAGCCGGCCUGGCCUUAUCAUCCAGAACUUCUUCGACUCAUCAUCUUUAGCUCUCUCUCCCCCAAACAAAGCUAAGAGAGAUAACCCCAUUUUUCAAAUUAUUGAUGUCUCAUCAUCAUCACUUCACUCCAGACAUGCAAAUCCUGAAACAACCAUUCUCUGCCCUCAGCAAUGAUCCGGCGGCAAUGGAAAUCAUGAAUCCUUUUCAAGACUUGAUAAACCCAAUCGGUUAUUCAGCAGAGCUCCCAUCCUUGAAUUAUCAGAGCUCAAUGGGAUUUUGCCCAGAAAGUUUUCUCCCCCCUGAAUUUGCUGCGAAUUUGUGUCAAAACUUCCCAGCCGACGGCCAUCAUCCCCUGCUGCAAAGUGAGAUGAAGACGAAGAAGAAAGCGGCGCCCAGAGCAGCCAAUCGGCCGUCUAUGAACUCCAAGAUCACCGACCAUACUCCGGAGAUCAGCAGCUUGACGCAUUCCGAGAGUGCCACCAAAAGCACCAAUUCAGGAGGGCGGCGGAAAAGAAAGAAGAAUGGUGAAGAAGAAGAAGAAGUACAAGUGGUGGAGGAGGAAGAGGAGAAGCAGCAGCAAAGGGAAGUGGUGCACGUAAGAGCUAAAAGGGGACAGGCUACGGAUAGUCACAGUUUAGCAGAAAGGGUUAGAAGAGAGAAAAUUAAUGAAAGACUUAGGUGCUUGCAAGAAAUUGUUCCUGGUUGCUACAAGACAAUGGGCAUGGCUGUUAUGUUGGAUGAAAUAAUAAACUAUGUGCAGUCUUUACAAAACCAAGUUGAGUUUCUUUCUUUGAAGCUAGCGGCAGCAAGUACCUAUUAUGACUUCAACUCCGAAAGAGAUCAUACAGGAACAAUGCAGAGAGCAAAAGCAUACGAGGGAUUGAAAAUGGAACGACUGCACGGGAGUGAAGGGGUAGCAAAUUCCAACCCUCUUGACCACAGCUCGGGGGGCAGCCCCUAUCCUUCUGUGCCGCACAGUUCUUAAUUUAUUAUUAUUGGUCAAGGAGAUGUCUUUCAUUCUUCUUUUUCGGUCACCAAUGUAUCAGAAUUUGUACAAAUGAAAUUCAAAUCCGAGAACUCUGUAUACAAAGUGGGAAUUUAAUGAAUUAAUAUAUUUUAGUUUAGAACUAUUUCAAAUAAAUAUAUUAUUUUGAAUAAGUAUUAUUGAUGGAGCUGCUUCUAUGAAAUUCUUUGGCCG